GAAAAAGAAGUUAAGAAUGGGAGCUCCAAAGCAUAAGUGGACACCGGAAGAGGAAGAAGCUCUUAUGGCUGGAGUACUCAAACAUGGACCUGGAAAAUGGCGUUACAUACUCGCAGACUCUGAGUAUUCCUCUGUUUUGCACUCUCGCUCAAAUGUGGAUCUCAAGGACAAGUGGAGAAACAUAAGUGUAGCAGCUACUUGUGGAUCUAGGAAGAAGGCUAAGCAGGAUGAUGACAAUACCAAAGCUCUUACCAUUUUGGCUCUGACUAAUGGUGAUGAUGGAGGACAACAACACUUUGCACUCUCAUGUGACACACCACAAGAUCUCUUCACAAGUGUGGAUAACAUGAUCUUGGAGGCUAUUACUAACUUUGAGGGACCUUUGGGACCUGACAGAAACUCAAUCUUGAUGUAUCCAGAGGUGGAUGCUAAUAUGCAACUGAAUAUGGAGCAGCUUGUGACUUCAAGACUUGAGCAUUUGAUCAAUAUUGAAACAAUAGUCAAGAUAGAUCACAGAUACAGUAUUUCUCAGGGCUAUACAGUUGCAAAGGCAAUAGCAGAAGCAGAGUUGGCAAUAGCAGAAGCUGAAGGAGCGGCAAGAGAGGCAGAAAACGCAGAAGCCAAGGCUGAAGCUGCCCGUAUUUUCGCAAAAGCUGCAAAGAAAGCUUUGAAAGCAUACAAUGCAAUGCAACCUCGCUUGUAG
Molecule: messenger RNA, 703 nt
Organism: Raphanus sativus (radish)
Lineage: Eukaryota; Viridiplantae; Streptophyta; Magnoliopsida; Brassicales; Brassicaceae
Product: telomere repeat-binding factor 3-like
Exons: 6
Coding region: 17-703 (228 amino acids)
Molecular function (GO): double-stranded telomeric DNA binding
Source: RefSeq, a predicted model, not a curated record